Molecule: messenger RNA, 2125 nt
Organism: Babjeviella inositovora NRRL Y-12698
Lineage: Eukaryota; Fungi; Ascomycota; Pichiomycetes; Serinales
Gene: HEM1
Product: 5-aminolevulinate synthase
Exons: 1
Coding region: 442-2073 (543 amino acids)
Biological process (GO): heme biosynthetic process
Cellular component (GO): mitochondrial matrix; mitochondrion
Molecular function (GO): 5-aminolevulinate synthase activity; pyridoxal phosphate binding
Source: RefSeq, a predicted model, not a curated record
AAUGAAUUGAGGUGGACUAAAAUGUCUAAAUAUACCUUACCCCCAGCAUUUGACCAAAGGCCUGUUUACAUUCCGUGUUUCUGGGUCCAUCCUCUUUCGGCACAAUCACGUGCGGUAGAUUCAAUGACGUACGAGAGCCUCUAGCCCAAAAUUCCAGCCAAUAGACCUUCAAGAUUAUCCCCGCUUUACGAUUGAAUAUGUAACAUUCACUUUUUUUUUUUUUUCUCGCCUCAUUAUUUGCUACGCUCACCGCUCUUACUCGUUUCCUUGGGUGUGAGGCGUCUUAAGGUCCAUAUUGCAUCUGAGCAAAUAAAAUCUCACGUUCCGAUUACUCAUCUCCGGCAUCCAGCUUUUUCAGUUUUCACGCCGACGCAAAAAAUUUCUAUUUAAGCCCCAUUGUAACACCCCUCUUCUUCCCUUUGCAUACUCCCACCAACAAUCAUGGAAGCCCUUACCCGCCAGUCCCUCAGCGUGUGUCCCUUUGUAAAGAAGCACUCGACCGCUGCGUUCAAGAGAAUGUCGCAGAGCUCCGCGCUCGUGUCGCAGGCCGCCCACUGCCCGGUUGUGGGUCCUGCGAUGAAGCGCGGGCUCGCCACUUCCGCCGGCGCGACCGUCGCUGCGCCAGCCGCGUCUACCGCCUCCGCCAACACUAGCUUCGACUUUGACGCUCUCUUCCAGGGCGAUCUCGCCAAGAAGCGUUCCGACAAGUCGUACCGCUUCUUCAACAACAUUAACCGUUUGGCCGCCGAGUUCCCAAAGGCGCACAGAAAGAACGAGGCGGACAAGGUCACCGUGUGGUGCUCCAACGAUUACUUGGGCAUGGGCCGCAACCCGCAGGUGCUCGCAGCGAUGAAGACGGCGCUCGAAAGAUAUGGCUCCGGCGCCGGCGGUACGCGUAACAUCGCCGGUCACAACCGGCACGCCAUCGCGUUGGAAGCAGAGCUUGCCAACUUGCAUAAGCAGGACGCGGCAUUGGUUUUCACGUCGUGCAUGGUGGCAAACGAUGCGGUGCUUUCUCUUUUGGGCCAGAAGAUCAAGGACCUUGUGAUUUUCUCCGACUCGCUUAACCACGCGUCGAUGAUCCAGGGAAUCCGCAACUCCCGCGCCAAGAAGCACGUGUUCAAGCACAACGACUUGGAAGACCUUGAACGCUUGUUGAAACAGUACCCAAAGUCCACGCCUAAAUUGAUCGCUUUUGAGAGUGUUUACUCCAUGUGUGGCUCGGUGGCGCCGAUCGAAAAGAUAUGCGACUUGGCGCAGCAGUACGGCGCCCUCACGUUUUUGGACGAAGUUCAUGCCGUCGGCAUGUACGGCCCACACGGUGCCGGUGUUGCCGAGCACUUGGACUUUGAGGAACACUUGCGUUCGGGGAUUGCUUCGCCGAGUCGCAAAACCAUCAUGGAGCGUGUGGAUAUGAUCACCGGCACCUUAGGGAAGGCGUAUGGUGCGGUCGGUGGCUACGUUGCUGGUAAGCGCGACUUAAUCGACUGGUUGAGAUCUUACGCCCCGGGCUUUAUCUUCACCACCACUUUGCCUCCAGCCGUCAUGGCUGGUGCUGCUGCGGCCAUCAGAUACCAGAGAGCCACCUUGAAGGACCGUGUGCUCCAGCAGCAGAACACAAGAUACGUGAAGGAUACCUUGCGCAGUUUGGGCAUUCCGGUCAUUCCGAACCCAUCACACAUUGUGCCGAUUCUUGUUGGUAACGCUGCAGAUGCCAAGAAGGCGUCUGAUUUGUUGUUGGAGAAGCACAGCAUCUAUGUCCAGGCGAUCAACUACCCAACCGUGCCGAUUGGCGAAGAAAGAUUGAGAAUUACCCCAACCCCAGGCCACGGUAAGGAGUUGUCUGACGAGUUGAUUACCGCGGUGGUGAGUGUGUUUGAGGAGUUGAACUUGAAGAAGGUUGAUGCCUGGGAGAAGGAAGGUGGUCAUUGUGGUGUCGGUCUCAAAGGUGUUGCGCCAAUGGAGCAUUUAUGGACGGAUGCGCAAUUGGCAUUGAAGGAUUCGGAUUUGAAUAAGAAUGUGGUUGAGCCGGUGAUUGAGGGUUUGGAGGUUUCGUCUGGGGUUCGCAUCUAGAACUGCCGUUUUUUUCCCUUUGUCUUUCUUUUUCCUGUUUUCUUUUUGGUAG